Molecule: messenger RNA, 6049 nt
Organism: Homalodisca vitripennis (glassy-winged sharpshooter)
Lineage: Eukaryota; Metazoa; Arthropoda; Insecta; Hemiptera; Cicadellidae
Product: lachesin-like
Exons: 9
Coding region: 116-1474 (452 amino acids)
Cellular component (GO): neuron projection
Source: RefSeq, a predicted model, not a curated record
CGCCGCGCUCUCAGAUAGGACGUACGUCUCUCUGCGCUCCCGAGAUCGUGAUUAUAAGAACAGCUAAUUAAGAUGUCUAGUGGUUGUGGUGUGCUCCGCUUAGUCAAGGUGUAGAAUGUAUCCUCUGAAGACUGCUGUGAGUGCUGUAUUUGCUGCCGUUUUGUUUACCAACUUUGGAAUGGGAUUCCAGCCAGAGUUUGCCGAGCCCUUAGAAAACCUUACUAUUGCUGUAGGACGUGACGCCACCUUCCGGUGCAUGGUCCAACAUCUGGGAGGUUAUAGGGUAGGGUGGGUGAAGGCGGACACGAAAGCCAUUCAAGCUAUACACGACCACGUGAUCACCCACAACCCGCGGGUGUCGGUGUCACACUCUGACCACAGCACGUGGAACCUCCAUGUCCGCAGUGUCCAGGAAGAGGAUCGUGGCCAGUACAUGUGCCAGAUAAACACUGAUCCCAUGCAGAGUCAGAUGGGUCAUCUUGAUGUAGUAGUACCUCCGGACUUUGUGAAUGAAGAGACCUCCAGUGACAUUAUGGUGCCUGAGGGAGGUACCGCCAAACUUAUCUGCAAAGCUAGGGGAUAUCCAACUCCUCAUGUCACAUGGAGACGCGAAGACAAUGGGGAUAUCAUCGUUAAGGAGCCAGGCGGGAAGACCAAAGUGAGUUCAUAUCAAGGGGAGGUUCUGAAGCUGGCCAAGAUUACCAGGUCGGAGAUGGGCGCGUAUCUGUGUAUCGCGUCCAACAGCAUCCCACCCUCUGUCAGCAAACGAAUCUUGGUCAACGUUAAUUUCCAUCCCGUCAUUCAAGUGCCCAAUCAGUUGGUGGGAGCGCCUACGGGCACAGACGUCACCCUUGAAUGCUAUGUGGAGGCCUCCCCUAAAUCUAUCAACUACUGGGUCAGAGAUUCUGGAGAAAUGGUGAUAUCCAGCGAGAAGUACGAGGUGCAGAGUCUGACAAAGUCACUGUUCGAGGUCAAGAUGAUGCUUAUAAUUCGAGGCUUCAACAAACAGGAUGUUGGGUCUUAUAGGUGUAUCGCAAAGAACUCACUGGGAGAAGUGGAGAGCAAUAUUCGAUUAUAUGAGAUUCCUGGACCAACUAAAAGGGUAUAUCCGGGACCACCAUAUGACGAAGAAGACCAACAAUAUGAGGUGUACGGAUCAGCAGAGGAUGAAGAUCAGGAUGAACUCUCUAACUCAGUACAGGUAGUUGCGGGUUGGGGACAGACUCCAACCUCGGGGACCCCGUCGAGAGGGACCUUUAAUACUGUACAUGUUGACUCUUCUGCACCGAGCAGUGCUUCAAGGCCAAGCAGUCUCCUGGCUUGGAGUGUCUUGCUGCUCAGGUUUCAGUGGUUGGGGAAGCCCCGACCAUCCGGACAUCAAUCUUCAAAUACUCUCCAUCCUAAAACUACCCCAAAUGCGAGUAGUGCUUCCGUAUUCUCAGACAUCCUCUCGUACGUCUUCACGGCGCUUUGACGCUACGCUUGACCACUUGGGACUUUACCCUUUUUUAAACUUAGCUCUGUUGUUUUAUACUUAGCAAUAUGAACUGUAAGAGACUGAAUUAAUCUAUAUGACGUUGUUAAUCUAUAUUACUAGGUUUGUGAUGCUUACUUCUGACUUAACGAAAGAACCAUUUUUAAUAAAAAGACCUUUGAUAUGCUUUGGUAGAUAAAAUAGGAUCUAACCCCUGCAAUAAUAUAGCGGUUAAUAGUUGUACCUAAUCCAUGAAAUGAUAGUUUUGUCUUUAACUGCAAAUAAGUAAUUUAUGGUCAAUAUGUUGCAUUUUAUUUGAGUUAACUUUAUAGAUUUUUGUUAUGUUAAAAGACUAACAAAAGAAGUCAAUACAUUUUUAACUUUUACUGUUUCGCAAUAAAUGUUAAGGGCGAAAACAAAACAAAUUAAAUUUAACAAUAAUCAUGUAAUUUAUUGAUUGAAAGAAUAACAGGCACUCUCUAUGAUAUAAUUAUGAUAUCAUGCCGUAAAGCGUCUCAAAUUCUUAAAAGAAAACAGCUUAGUUAUAAUAAAUAGUUGAGACAAGGCAGUCACUGUGUAGUUGUGUAAGAUUUCAAGCAGGUUGCAUAACUUUGUUGAGAAAAAAUAAAGCUAACAUCUGACGGAACCCCCUAUUGUUCUGUGCCUAUUUAAUUUUAAGGCUUUAUCAUAUUUGAGAUAAAAUUUUCUUUUAUGUGCAGUUAUCUAGUGGGAGUGGAAGUACAUAACAUUAUAUCAGUGGUCGCUUUAGUAGAAAUACUAUAACAUAUUAUCUACCAUUGUGCUAACGCACGAUUGAAAUGAGUGCAUUUAACUAACAGUAGGCAUCAUUAAUAACGAUAUUAAUAACAUUCUAUGUUUUUAAUCAUUGUUUACUAUGGUAAGAAUAAUAAUUGUUAGUUUAAUGUGUGUCAAUACGAUUUACAAUUAAACGUUUAUAAACACAUCAAGAAUGAAAGCAAUAGCUUUUUGUAAGGAUUCACGGAAUCCGAUAUAAAGGUGACUACACUUAUAAAGCUCAUUAUAAACAAUAAAGUGGAAUGUUGUGAAAUAUAUCUGUUGUAUUGUUAUAAAACAAAUAAAAGUUUUCAAUAAACAUUGAAUUACAAAAAAUAUUUGGUCCACCGGGACAUGUAUUUUGUUUAUGUAUUGAAAAUUAAACUAGGCUAUUGCCGUUUAUCCAAAUUUAGUUAUAAAAUAAUUCAAAUAUUGAAUGUGAAAUAUGCAUUAUAAGUAAUAAAUUUGAAUGGAUCUUACCUUUCAUUCGUAAAUAGUUAUUCAUGAAGUCCUCGAUAGAAUUAUAUCUGAGAAAGUGAUGUAAGGUUUACAGAAUAACCAUGCACUGAGUUCAUUAAACUGUCAGAAAAGCAGAAUUGCCGACAAAUAUUCUAAAAGCUUAAAUUAUUAGUACUAUACAUAAAAUACCCCUCGAUUAAUAAAUCGAACGAUACGCACAAGUGGGUAACUCAUUGACUUUUAAGACAAAGAAAAUUGUUUUCAUGACAACCAAAAAUAUAGUACAGUUAAAAAAAUAUAGUUAAUUAUAUUUAGAAGUCUUCGAGGUAGUAUUAAAACAAAUAAAAUUAACAAAUUUAAAACUUUCCAAUUUUUUCGUAGAAUACCCAAAAUACAUAGCAGCAACAGAAUGUAGUGUAUGUUUAAUUAGCAGUAGAGUGAAGACAUUGUAGGGUAUAUUUUUAACGUUAAAUAACAAACGCAAAAAUUACCUGAAAUGCUAAGAAUUAAAGAUUCUAAGAGAGAAAAUUGAAAGAAUAGUUAGCAAUAUACUUGCAACUACAUCCUUUGUAGAGCUAACAAAAAUUAUGUCACUUAACCCACAUACAUUAAUUCAAAUUAUAUACUUCUAGAUCAAAUUUCUAUAAAACCAGUUAAAUAAUAAUAUAAGGAUUGUUGUGUGUCUAACACCUGAUAUGAAAAAAUAGAUUAUUUGGAGUUUGUAGUGAAGUAUUCUGUUCCAUAGACCAUGGGAAUGUUAUAAAAUAAGAGCACUGCAAUAAAGAAUACAAUAGUGAUCAAACAUGUCCUGACCACAUACUUUCGUAUGAAGGAUGAAACGUAUAAGAUUAUGAAAUUAUUAAUAUAUUGUUGCACACUGAAACAUAAAUCCUACGUUAUGUAUCUAUUUAUAACCACAGAAAAAAGUAUGUUUUUAAUAUUAAUCAGUUAUUGCAAAAGAUAAUAGUGUGAAGCUCUCACGUAAACAUAACCCUUCUUUCAAUGUGCAAAUCAAGAUAUAUAUAUAUAUAUAUAUUGAUAUUUUUUUUAAAGGAACACAACUCUAUAGGGAUAUAAUUAUUUCUUUAUGUGUCGUUUCCAUGAACAUUUACUAUAGUUUACACAUUUUUCCUGACUGCACGAAAAUGUGCUUAAACUUUUAACAUAGAUCAAAUCCAUUAUAACUUGGGAUACUAAUGAUCACUGAAACAUACCUAAAUAUAAAAAGUAUUUUGAUGUCUUGAUGAUCUGUCUAAUGAUGAUGAUGGUCGUGAUAUCUUAUAACCGUUUUUUUAUUUGUCUUAUAUGAUAUUUUUAAACCUGUAAACUUGUAGAAAACUGACAUCUAUACUGUCGAAAUAUCCCACAGAUGCUCUGUAUGAAAAUAUUUCACAUUGCAGCUACUUACUGACUGUCCAAAAUCUUAAGGUCCCUCUACCAUUCUACGAAUUGAUCAUUGAAAUUGAAUCGUAAUUUGAGGAAUGACAGUCGAACAUUAGAUCCUUCUUCAAAUCUCUUUAAUCAUUUUCAGAAGAUUUAUAACCCGUGUUGUUUUUUAUUUAUAUUAAUGUGGUUCCAGAAAUUAGUUUUGAACUCACAACGUAUAAUCAUACUAUAUUUAAUAAUUAAAUAUAGUAACCAGUUGUCUAACAUGAUUAGUAGGAACGUUUUAAUAUAAAGCCUUGUGAGCAUUUGAAAGUUUCUAAAAAUAAUCAAUAAUAUUGUUCAUCCAAGCUUUUACUCCUAUUAUUCCACAACAUAAUUCAAAAUAUGGUGGGAUUUAAUAGUAUGUGACAUCAGAGACAAGCUCUAUUAGACACAGCUUCGUAUUAAAAUUGUCAGCUUAUAUGGAACAAAACUACACAAAAGUAUUUUGUAACAAAAUUUAUAUAUAAAUACAUAUAUAUUUACAAUAUUAAUUCAUAUAUAGUCAAUCUAAAUAUUUCAUUGGUACUACGUAAAGCUUCUUAUCAAUAAUAUAUCUAUUUUAUAAUUUUUCUAUUAAUUUCCUUUAUAUUUCAUUAAUAAUUCAGACAACAUGUAGAAUUGUUACAAUUAAUCCAGUUCUAUAAACGUAUACCAAUGCAUAAUUUUUGAUUGUUUAAGAUCUCUUAACUUUAAACACUUUAAGUUAUUUAUUAAGUAUUAUUUAAAACGUAUUGUUCUUUGACAACCAAAUAAAUAUGAUGUAAAACGAAUUUAUGUUAUUUGUAAUAUAGCAAAAUAUCAUUAUGUAUGGUUUAUUAAUGUUAGCCUGUUUGAAGUAGCUUUUGUACGAAAGUGUAAAUAAUCAUAUAUUUGGUAUAUUUAUUGUUAGAAAGCAGAAAUAUAAAAAUUGUUUUGACGAUUGUCAAGUUUGUACGAUCCACAGCUAAUGUAUAUACGAGAGGUGUGCCUAAUGUACCAUUCAUAAAGGACUAAUUAUAUAAUCAGCUAGAUGUAGACGAUUGCUUCUGUAUAUAAUAAUAUAUACAUCAGUUCACCUAGAGCUUACAGUUAAGUGCGUCGACAAUAAUAUGCUCCUCUCCAAGACAUUUUAAUUAUGUUUUUCUGCUACGCAGCAGUAACAAUUGAAUAGUUUGUAUAAAUAGAGUUUACGUACAUGAAAUUAGAAGCUCAAUAUUUAGAGCUAUCCAUAUUUCCUCUGUUUCUUAAGUUAAAGUAAUUAUUUUUUAUUUAUUAGGACUGAUUUAUUAUAUUUUCCAGAAACACUUGUAAUUUGUUGUAAAACGUAGCAUUUUAUUAAAAUUGACUUGCAAAUCUAUCUUUAAAACAUCAAACUGUAGCAGUAUAGUAUCUUCAAUUAAAAUCUACAUUUUUCAAAGAAUAUUAAUUUUUAUAGAUCUCUUUUGCAUAAGUAAUGUUAAAACCAUUACAAAAUAGUCAUUGAACAAAUAUAUUUUAGUGUUAAUUGGCCUUUUAAUACUUCUGAUAUAUAUUUGUUGCAAUAAAGUGACUUAGUUCUCUAAGGUGAAUUAAAUCAAUAAAAAAUCUCAUUAAUAAAUAUUUUGUUUUGUAUUUACAAAUUGCAAAUUACUUACAAAAUAUAUGUAUACAGAUUAAUAUAUUUACUAAGCUGCUUGUAGAUGUCCCAUGUAAAUUUCCUCGAUGUAUGCAACCCAUAUUACAGGAAUAUAAUGUGAUGUAUGAUAAGUUGUACAUUCAUUUAGUAGGCUGUGGAAAUCAUCGUAUAACAAUGUUGUUUUAUGUAAGUGGUUUUGUUGUUCCAUAUGUGUUAUCAGAUCUAGAACAAGUUAAAUAUUUUGAAUUAGUGAGACUUUAUUGUACAAUGAUAUAUAAAUAAAGAUAUUGUUUCUUUUA